Molecule: messenger RNA, 1449 nt
Organism: Aspergillus oryzae RIB40
Lineage: Eukaryota; Fungi; Ascomycota; Eurotiomycetes; Eurotiales; Aspergillaceae
Product: aminotransferase, class III
Exons: 5
Coding region: 1-1449 (482 amino acids)
Cellular component (GO): cytosol
Molecular function (GO): pyridoxal phosphate binding; transaminase activity
Source: RefSeq, a predicted model, not a curated record
AUGUCUCGAGCCAAUGGGUUCUCCACAGCCAGCUCUGCGCCGACCUUCCGGCCCUCUGCGCGGGUUCGCGAUUUGUCGAAGUACACGGGAUACAGGCACUGCGCCGUCCUACAUCGCGAUACCCGCUUCCUCCCCAGGAAAGCAGUCGGCGGCAAGGGCAUCUACAUUUUUCUCGAAGAUGGCACCAAGUUCCUCGACUCGACCGGUGGCGCAGCCGUAUCCUGCCUCGGCCACGGUCAUGAAAAGGUCAAACAAGCCAUCAUCGAUCAAACCAAUACGAUAUCAUAUUGCCAUACGGCGUUCUUUGGUACCGGAGUAUCUGAAGAACUAGCUCAAUUCCUUGUCGAUUCAACAGGCGGAAAACUGUCGAAGGUGUACAUGAUUAGUUCUGGCUCCGAAGCAGUUGAAGCGGCAUUGAAGUUGGCUCGACAGUAUUUCCUUGAGCUCCCAACACCCCAACCUCAACGCACCCGGUUCAUCGCCAGAAAGCCCUCUUAUCAUGGCAUCACCCUGGGCGCUUUAGCGGCGGGAGGGCACGUCCUUCGACGACAACCCUUUGAGCCAUUGCUUCCCCAAAAUAUCUCCCAUGUAUCUCCUUGUUACCCUUACCGAGGUAAGGAGAAUGGCGAAACAGAUGCGGACUACGUUGCUCGACUUGCUGCAGAGCUAGACGCCGAAUUCCAACGUGUUGGACCGGAGAACGUCUGUGCUUUUGUUGCGGAGCCGGUUGUUGGAGCUGCUUUGGGCGCCGUCCCCGCUGUUCCCGGCUACUUCAAAGCCAUGAAAGCAGUGUGCGAGAGAUACGGAGCGCUUCUCAUUCUCGACGAAGUAAUGAGCGGGAUGGGUCGCUGUGGAACGCUACAUGCAUGGGAACAGGAAGACGUAAUCCCUGACCUCCAGACUAUUGGCAAAGGCCUUGGAGGUGGAUAUGCUCCCGUAUCCGGUCUUCUGAUCGGAGAGAAGAUCGUGCAAACGUUAGAUAAAGGCACAGGCGUUUUCCGUCACGGGCAGACGUACCAGGGCCAUCCGAUCUCGUGUGCUGCUGCGCUGGCUGUGCAGAAAGUCAUUCAAGAAGAGAAUUUACUAGAGAAUAUACGGAAUAUGGGGAUUUACUUGGAAACCCAGCUUAAAGGUCGGUUGGGAGAUCACCCGUAUGUGGGCGACAUUCGCGGGAAGGGGCUAUUUUGGGGGAUUGAGUUCGUUAAGGACAAAUCCACUAAGGAGCCCUUCAGCCCCGAGAUGGGAGUAGCGGCUCAUAUCCAGGAAACUGGUCUGGAUCCGACAUACGGAAUCUCGUUGUAUGCGGCUGCAGGGUGUGUGGAUGGAACGCGAGGAGACCAUGUUCUCCUUGCACCACCAUACAUUGUAACGAAGGAUGAGAUUGAUCUUAUUGUGGAAACUACUGCUAGAGUUCUGGAGCAUGUUUUUACCAAAGUGGUGAAGGUUUGA